AUGGCAUUCAAUACGUUGACCAAAGUCUCCCAAAAGAAAAGUCAACACUGUGCCAUGAUGCUACAAGCUAUCAAGUAUAGAAAUGGAAAGCUCGAGAUCCUUGAUCAGCUUCGGCUACCUCAUGAACAACUUUAUGUUCAAAUUUGUGAUCCCCAAGAUGGGUGGAAUGCUAUUAAGUCUAUGCAAGUAAGAGGUGCUCCAGCAAUCGCCAUAGUAGCGACCCUGAGUCUUGCUGCAUGGCUUUCAAAUGAAGAUGUGUCAAAAUAUUCGAACGAUUUCUCUAUCGUUACUGUAAUCACAAAUAGUCUAAAAUUUCUCGUUACCAGUCGGCCAACAGCCGUCAAUUUACUUGAUGCAGCAUUGAAGUUAGAAAGAACGAUAAUUACUGCUCGCAAUAGGCCAGGAUCAAGUCUCGGGAAAAUUGUGCAAGCAUAUUUGAGUGCCGCUGAGAACAUGCUUCGGGAUGACAUCUCAGAUAAUGAGAGCAUUGGAGGCCAUGGUGCACAAUGGAUCACGGACAAAUGUCUAGGUUCCCGUUCUGAUGAUCAAAUUUCAGUGGUUACGCACUGCAAUACAGGCUCUCUGGCCACAGCUGGCCACGGAACAGCAUUAGGUGUGGUGCGAAGCCUUCACUCGAGACAGCUACUUCGUCGAGUGUUCUACACAGAGACUAGACCAUACAAUCAAGGUGCUCGACUGACUGGGUUUGAACUUUUACACGACCAAAUUCCGGCUGAAUUAGUGGCGGACUCUAUGGUCGCUGCUCUCCUCGGUCGCAGAAAAGACAAAGAUAGUAUUGGAUGCAUCGUGGUAGGUGCUGAUAGAGUCGCAGCAAAUGGAGACACUGCGAACAAGAUCGGUACCUACAGUCUUGCAAUUAUAGCUAAGUAUCACGGUCUUAAAUUCCUUGUCGCUGCUCCUAGAACUACCAUUGAUCUCAAAACCACCUGCGGUGCAAACAUUGUAAUAGAACAGCGUUCGCCGGAAGAGAUGAUAACAGUAGAGGGACCUGAGGUGUCUGCUAGUGGUGAAGUGUUGACGCAGGAGAAGGCAAAACGAAUUAGCAUUGCACCGAUUGGAACUCAUGUCUGGAAUCCGUCGUUUGAUGUUACUCCCGCAGACCUCAUUGAUGGUAUCAUAACUGAGAAAGGAGUCAUGGAGAAGGGCGCCGGCGGAACCUUUCACUUCGACAACAUCUUCAAGAACGAGGAGCGAUCUCCUUCAACACCAGAUUAUGGCACCAAUUCUUCUCAGUUGACAAACGGGGAUAACCCAUCGAUGAGUUGGGACCAGGCCGUCGGAAUGAAAGCAGAGCAACACAAGACAUUCGCUCAAUGGAUGUUUGAUCUGGGUACACCAAUAAACUAA
This is a messenger RNA of Bacidia gigantensis, 1368 nucleotides long. RefSeq names its product S-methyl-5-thioribose-1-phosphate isomerase (gene MRI1). Gene Ontology annotation, molecular function: S-methyl-5-thioribose-1-phosphate isomerase activity. The coding region runs from base 1 to 1368 and encodes 455 amino acids. The transcript has 2 exons. Lineage: Eukaryota; Fungi; Ascomycota; Lecanoromycetes; Lecanorales; Ramalinaceae. The record is from RefSeq and is a predicted model, not a curated record.